AUGGAUUCGAUUGGAGAGGAGGAAGAUUAUGAAGAAUCAAUAUCUGAAAUUAUAAGCGAGCCUACUCCUCGAAAAGAAACUAAACAAUUGAACCAAACAUCAGAUUUACUCUAUACUCCUCAAUUCAAAGAUCGCAAAAUCGAAAUCAUAGCCGAAAUUCAUGGAUUAAAACAGCGUUUUCGUAUUCUUCAAGAACAAAAGGUGAAUCAAGCCCAAAAACUUGUUUCAAAUAAUGAAUUACAAUUAUUCAAAUCGCAAAUCAACUAUUCUCUACUGAAUAAGCAAUCAAUAGAUUUAAUAAAUGCGCUUGUUGAGGAAGAACGAGAUUGUAAAUCUCUUAUAGAAAAGCAAGUUACACUUGAAAGACAAAUUUCCAACGAAAUUACAAAGCGUGAAAACUUUGCAAGCGAUACAAAGAUUAUAGAAGAUACCAUAGAUUUGUCUAAUAUACCAAUUGAUCCAAUAAACAUAUCUUCAGUUCAAGUUAGUAGCCUUGAAAAUCUUCCUCUCCAAAUAUCUUUGCUUCAAGCUAAAUAUGAUAAUUUGAAGUCAGAGCUUGCUCAUAUUGAUAAAGAAUAUGAUGAGAAAAAGCCAACAUCACAAUUAUUGCAGGAAAUUUCUAAAUCUUAUAAUGCAAAAUGGCGAUUAGAAGUUCUUGGCUUAAAUUAUGUGAAUAAUGAUAUUGCUGAAAUGAAAGAGCGCAUUUCAAGUCUUGAAAAAUCAAUUUCGCAACUUGAAAAAUCUGCUUCAGAAAAAAGACAGCGUGUAGUUUCAAGCAAAGGCGAUUUCCAAGCAAAAUAUGCAACAUUGGUAGAUAAUGUUAAUAAUAACAUCAAAUAUUUUAAUGAACAGCUCAGCAUCUUAGAUUCCAAAAAGAUUUCUGUUGAAAAUGAAAUCAAUUCUUUAUCUCAAUCGAUUAAAUCUGUUUCACAAGAAAUUGAGCAUAUGAAUCAAAGCCUAAUACAGAAUUUUCAACCACAACCUGAUGAAUCGGAAAUAUCUAUUCCAGAAGUCAUUUCAGCUAAACCAGAUGAUCAAGGAGAUUCAUAUUCCAUCUUAGAAAAUAGUCUAAGAAACCAUAAGUAUCAAUUAAUCAACCAAAUCGAUGAACUCAAGAAUGGAUACUUUAAAACCAAGAGUAGUUAUAUGUCAUCAAUUGAACAUAAAAAGCGGCAGAUUUCAAAGCUAAAUGCCAAGUAUAGUCAGGUUAAAAAAGAGCUCAAAGAGUUGAAAGAAAUUCAACUCGAACAGAGUAGCAUUGAUAUCAGUAGUAUUCAAGCUAACGUUGAUCGAAACUUGAAUGGAUUAUUAGAACUUGCUUCUCUCAAUAGCCUUGCAAUUCCUGAGGAAAUUCUGAAUAACUGA
Messenger RNA from Trichomonas vaginalis G3, 1365 nucleotides. RefSeq lists its product as uncharacterized. The record is from RefSeq and is a predicted model, not a curated record. Lineage: Eukaryota; Parabasalia; Trichomonadida; Trichomonadidae. Bases 1 to 1365 code for a protein of 454 amino acids. The transcript has a single exon.